This is a messenger RNA of Syngnathus acus (greater pipefish), 2506 nucleotides long. RefSeq names its product sphingosine kinase 1-like. Gene Ontology annotation, cellular component: cytoplasm; membrane; intracellular membrane-bounded organelle. Lineage: Eukaryota; Metazoa; Chordata; Actinopteri; Syngnathiformes; Syngnathidae. Gene Ontology annotation, biological process: cellular response to growth factor stimulus; negative regulation of apoptotic process; sphingosine biosynthetic process. The transcript is spliced from 5 exons. The record is from RefSeq and is a predicted model, not a curated record. The coding region runs from base 106 to 1716 and encodes 536 amino acids.
GUCCGACCGGUGGCAGCUGUCAGAUGUCCCCAAGUGUUCCCGAGUCUCCCUGCGAUGUGAUCGUGCGGCCGCCGCUGUGUCCCGGACCCCCGCCUCCAGGUCAGGAUGGACCUGAGGAGAGCACAAUAUGACCACAACAUGAACAUUCUGUACGGGGAAUUCACGGUCACAGGUAACCGAAAAGUCUGGUGCGUCGUGAGCCUGACUGACAAGGAGCUUGUCGUCCAGCGGCUCACCUCGGUACCGGCGGGCCGGAACCGAGUGGUCCUCAGCCUGAAGGACUGCGUCGGCUGCCGGGCGUACCGGGAAGAUGACAACGCGGACCCGGCCGCCUAUCUGGCGGCCUAUUUUUACCCACGUAAGCGGCGUUGGAUGGGCUCCGGGCUCUCGCGGCAGAGAGUGGAACAGUGUUUCCGUCUCGCUGCGCUCCAAGAUCCGCGUGCCAAUCUCGAAGAAGCGGAGAAGUGGGCUCGCGCCGUCCGGGAGCGCUCGAACCGGUGGCAGCACCUUCGAGAUGGGGUACUGCUUAAUGAGCCGUCGCAUCCGUGCCGGAUGAUGCUGCUGGUGAAUCCACAGAGUGGGAAAGGACAGGCGCUCGCACUCUACAAAAACCACGUCCAGCGGAUGCUCAAUGAGGCUGGCGUCUUCCACACGGUGGUCAUCACCGAACGUCAGAAUCAUGCCCGCGAACUAGUGAGGGAGGCUGACCUGUCCCAGUGGGACGCUCUUGUCAUCAUGUCAGGAGACGGUCUUCUGUUUGAGGUGAUAAACGGUCUCCUGGACAGAUCAGACUGGGAGGAGGCUAUCCGCACCCCGCUUGGUAUACUCCCUGGCGGCUCAGGCAACGCCUUGGCUGCAUCCAUACAUCACUACGCAGGUGCUUCAUUGGUGUCCAGUGAAGAGCUCCUGAUCAGCUGCGGCUUCCUAUUGUGUAAAGGUGUGGUGUCCCGCAUGGAUUUGGUCUCAGUCCACCUCUUCUCCGGGACCCGUCUCUUCUCCUUCCUCUCGCUGGCGUGGGGCUUUGUGGCUGACGUGGAUGUUGAGAGCGAGAAGUACCGCCACGUCGGGGCGGCUCGCUUCACCCUGGGCACCCUGGUGAGGUUGGCCUCUCUUCGCGUCUACAAGGGCAAGUUGGCCUACCUACCUGUGGCGGAAGACCGCAACCUGGUGGGAUCCAGACUGAGCAACCAUCACAGUGCCCCCUUGCAUCUCUCCAAAGACUUUCCCGCGUGGAACUCUUUACACAACUCCUGUCACUCCAACAACUCGCUCAAGGUGAGAUUUGAGCAUUCACAGAGCUCCAGCAGCACUCAGACGGGAUUGUGGGAUUCGGUACUCCCCCGGCUGGAUGAGCCUCUCCCCGGGAGCUGGAUGGUGGUACCCGAAGAAGACUUUGUACUGGUACUGGCCAUGUACCAAUCCCACCUGGCCGAGGACCUGCUGGCCGCACCAGAUGCCACUUUGGACGAUGGCGUCAUUCAUCUGUUUUACGUCAAAGCUGGAAUAACCCGUGCCGCGCUGCUCAGACUCUUCCUGGCCAUGGAGAAGGGCGCACAUGUAGCCUCCAGCUGUGCUCAUCUGGUGCACACCAAGGUGCGGGCGCUCAGGAUGGAGCCGUAUUCUCCCAAAGGGAUUAUAACGGUGGAUGGAGAGGUGGUGGAAUAUGGGCCGGUGCAAGCAGAGGUGCACCGGGGCCUCGCAAGACUCAUCAGUUGAUGCACACUUGAAACACACACAAAGACACCCACGCACACACAUCAUAUUAAGGCAUAUUUUAAUCCAACUUCCAUCAUGCUACUGUCACAUUACAAAAUAUUUAAAUCUGGUUAAGCAGGGUUAUUCUUUUCUCUUUCUCAAUUGAGAUGCACAUAUCAUGCUUGUCAGCAUGAUUGCAUAAUGCUUUUCUGUCACUACCCUGCCAAUAGAGACUAAUAAGGGAAUGAUGGCAUCAAAAUCACACGUAAACAAUCUUCACCAAGUUGUCCUUAAUAAUGCGCUAAUGAUUGUAACAUGGACUGUUAAUUGUGGCUUUUGUCUGUUUUAUUUUAUUCCAAAGAUCUCAUGAGGACACAGUUGGGUUAGGGUCCUUUCCAAUCAUGAGCCUGAUUCCUGCAGCAGGGUACAAAUGGGCCUGGGGGGCUUUAUAUAUGUAUUGACUUGUUAAAUGCUGCAUGAAGAUAGCAGUGGUCUCCUCUUAAGAGACACACUAUCUUGUUGCCGCAAGUGGUGCUUUAAGAGCAUUAGCAGUGUCCUGAAAGGAGGGGGAGGCGUAUUUAUUUCAUUUCAACACAUUCAAAAGGAAAGGUGGACUCAUAAAACAAAGAUGUACUCAUGAGGGUUGAGUAGAAAAAAACUAUAUAUACUGUAUAUGUAUAUAAUUUUGUUUCUACUCAACCUAUAUAUAGGUUAUAUACAUAUAUAUAUAUAUAUAGUAUUUCAGAUCUCACGUUUUGCCUAAUGUUGUAUUUACUAUUGAAUCUAAAAAAAUAAACAAUUUAUCAGUAUA